Messenger RNA from Drosophila persimilis, 808 nucleotides. It is a transcript of the gene lwr, whose product is annotated as SUMO-conjugating enzyme UBC9-B. Gene Ontology annotation, molecular function: SUMO conjugating enzyme activity. The record is from RefSeq and is a predicted model, not a curated record. NCBI's taxonomy places the organism in Eukaryota, Metazoa, Arthropoda, Insecta, Diptera, Drosophilidae. The coding region runs from base 170 to 649 and encodes 159 amino acids. Gene Ontology annotation, biological process: protein sumoylation. Gene Ontology annotation, cellular component: nucleus. The transcript has 2 exons.
GCUAGAAUUUGCACGGAAAAAUAGUUUGCCGGAAAAAAGGCACAAAUUUGGGAAAUUUACAAUCGUCGAUUGACGAACAAAGAGGCGACUAGACGCGUUAGCAGCGUGUACAGCAUAGUGAUAAAGAAGAGGAGAAGAAGACGGUUCAUUUGCCAACAACAAUUGCAAGAUGUCUGGCAUUGCUAUAACACGAUUGGGCGAGGAGCGCAAGGCCUGGCGUAAGGACCAUCCAUACGGGUUUGUUGCUCGCCCCGCCAAAAAUCCCGAUGGCACCCUCAACCUGAUGAUUUGGGAGUGCGCCAUUCCUGGAAAAAAGUCCACCCCCUGGGAGGGUGGCCUCUACAAACUUCGUAUGAUUUUCAAGGAUGACUAUCCGACCUCUCCGCCGAAAUGCAAAUUCGAGCCGCCGCUCUUCCACCCAAAUGUGUAUCCGUCGGGGACUGUCUGCUUGUCACUGCUUGACGAGGAGAAGGAUUGGCGCCCGGCCAUUACUAUCAAGCAAAUUCUUUUGGGCAUCCAAGAUCUGCUGAAUGAGCCGAACAUCAAGGAUCCGGCCCAGGCUGAGGCCUACACUAUUUACUGCCAGAAUCGCCUGGAGUACGAGAAACGCGUGCGUGCACAGGCCCGUGCUAUGGCCGCUACCGAGUAAUCCGCUUUUCAACCCACACGUAGACAUAAACCGAUCACCAACAAAAACAAACCAACACACACACACACAAACAUCUAGAAUGGCAGCAUUUUCGAGAAUGCUCUAAUAUCUUUUUACUUCUACUAAGUCUAUCUAAAUAAACAAUUACUUAUGUAUGUA